Molecule: messenger RNA, 1062 nt
Organism: Jatropha curcas
Lineage: Eukaryota; Viridiplantae; Streptophyta; Magnoliopsida; Malpighiales; Euphorbiaceae
Product: bidirectional sugar transporter N3
Biological process (GO): carbohydrate transport
Cellular component (GO): membrane
Molecular function (GO): sugar transmembrane transporter activity
Source: RefSeq, a predicted model, not a curated record
UACUUAAGCUAGCUACCUAGCUCGCUCUUCUAUUAUAUUAUACUAAUUGGCCUCCCAUUAUCAUUAGCUUGAAACCCAGAAUGGCACUGCACAGUUCUCAUCUAGUUCUUGUCUUUGGUCUUCUUGGCAAUGCGAUUUCCUUCUUUGUAUAUUUGGCUCCAUUGCCAACAUUUUACAGAAUUUUCAAGAAAAAAUCAACUGAAGGCUUCCAAUCCAUACCCUAUUCAGUAGCUCUAUUUAGUGCAAUGUUGACGCUUUACUAUGGCACUCUCAAAGCAGAUGGCUUUAUGCUUAUUACGAUCAACUCUGUUGGCUGCGUCAUUGAAGCCUUAUACCUUAUCAUUUACAUGAUAUAUGCCAACAAGAGCUCCAGGAUUUAUACGUUGAAGAUACUUGUAUUGUUCAACACAAUCGCUUAUCUAUUGAUCGUUGUAUUGACAACCUUUUUGUCUCAUGGCUCUCAAAGAGUGAACGUAGUUGGAUGGAUCUGUGCUGUUUUCUCUGUUAGUGUUUUUGCUGCUCCUCUCAGUAUCAUGAGGCUUGUUAUAAGAACAAAGAGUGUAGAGUACAUGCCCUUCUCAUUAUCAUUCUUUUUGACCCUCUGUGCUACUUCCUGGUUGGGAUAUGGCCUUGCUGUGGAAGAUUAUUAUAUUGCUACGCCAAAUGUUUUCGGGUUCGGGUUUGGAAUAGCUCAGAUGAUAUUGUACUUGAUUUACAAGAAGAAAAAGAAUGAGAUUUUGCCUGAAACAAAGUCACAAGAGCUAGCAAGUGAGCCUUGUCAAAUGUGCAAAGAUGAUGACAAUUCUAACCAGACAGAGGAAGAAGCUGAACGAUCAGUAGCCAACAUGGACAAAGCCGCAGCUGAAUCAAGUGAACUCAAGAUAUGUGUGACCGCUUAAUUAAUUAAUGAGCUAGAAUGAGUUAAUUUGCAUUCACAUGCUUGAUUGUCAAAGGUGGGUUGUGUCCAAUUAUACACUUUUGUAGCAUUUUUAUUAUAUACUUAAAUGAUUGUAUGGGUUCCAUUAAUUAUUGAUAAUUUCAUUCUCGAAUAAAUUAAUUAUA